UCCAUGUUGGAAUCCCGGCCUCGGUCAUUACAUCACGGGCACCGAUGCCAGUGCAGGGUACAGAGCUGUACCCUGCACAGAGCGAACGCCACUGUGGUGACCAGAUCCCCUAUAGCAAGUUGCCGCUGUGUCCUGGACUGGCAUAAUCCUGUCCAUCAGUGCCCGUGAUGUCAUGACGUCACACAGCAAGCGCCAGAUAAGCACUGGGAGCAGGCAGAUAGCUUUUAAGGAUGUACCCUGCAGCUUUCCAGGAACUCCACAAGUUAAAAGAGUGCCUCAUCAGGGUAACUUCUAUGUAGCAACCGUCACCGUGCCGACACCUUGGCCUUGAAGCCUGAGUGACUGCACCAGCGGCACACCUAACAAAGGACAGAUCCCUCUGUGAGCAGCAAUGGCUGAGAAGUUUGUGCAAAGUAAGCUGACCGCUUCCAAAGUCACCGUGUUUGAGAAAAUCUCCUGCCCAUACUGUGCCCGGGCCAAGCAGAUUCUGCAGAAAUACAAGAUUAAGCAGGGACAUCUGGAGUUCAUUAAUAUCGCCUCCCUGGAUAUAGUGAGCAGCGUCCAGGAUUACCUCUUACAGAUCACUGGAGAGCGGACGGUACCUCGGAUAUUCAUUGGAGAGAACAGUAUCGGUGGCUGUUCUGACCUUGUUCCCCUGGCUGACAGUGGGGAGCUGGAUAAAAUGCUGGUGGCAAUUGGAGCCUUGGAGUAGCAAACUGGGACUUGUGCAAUAGUCCAGAGCCGAUUCCAUGUUCCAUCGAGCAGAACCUCACCAUCCAGAAUAUUUAUAAGAGGCGUUUUACACUAAAGUGAAAAUUGUGUCUGAUACCUUGCUUGCUAAGAUAAUAAAACUAUUGCUAUCUUGA
Molecule: messenger RNA, 866 nt
Organism: Pseudophryne corroboree (corroboree frog)
Lineage: Eukaryota; Metazoa; Chordata; Amphibia; Anura; Myobatrachidae
Gene: GLRX
Product: glutaredoxin
Exons: 4
Coding region: 392-712 (106 amino acids)
Cellular component (GO): mitochondrion
Molecular function (GO): glutathione disulfide oxidoreductase activity
Source: RefSeq, a predicted model, not a curated record